Molecule: messenger RNA, 1296 nt
Organism: Stylophora pistillata
Lineage: Eukaryota; Metazoa; Cnidaria; Anthozoa; Scleractinia; Pocilloporidae
Cellular component (GO): cytoplasm
Molecular function (GO): protein binding
Source: RefSeq, a predicted model, not a curated record
AUGUGUCGCCUCUUACGCGGUCUUGAAAAAAAGUCGCUCUUAAUACCUCAAGAAGACACAGAAAGUCCGGAAAACGCCCUCAGAGUAUAUUCAGAUGUCCCAGACCAUGUGGAUAGACAAAGAGCACAGUUGGCUUAUGAAGCGGCUUUAAAAGAUGGAUAUGUACAAGUUUACCGUGGGCGUAUUAUACUGGUUGGUCAGGAUCGCACUGGUAAAACCAGUUUGAAGAAGAGUCUUUUAGGCCUUCCAUUUGAUCCUAAACAACAGAGUACUAAGGGGAUUGAAGUGGAUCCUUCGAAAUGUGAAAUUGAUGUUGACCAAGCUGUCAAGAACUGGCAGUUGACCAGGGAGAGUAAACCAGGACUAUUGGAAUGUUCAAAAGAUUUAGCAAAGAUUGUGGUUGGCAGAAUGUGUGGAGCAGAUAUUUCUCAAUUUUUAAAGGAAGAGACAACUGAAGAAGGAGAACUGGAAUUAGAAGAUGAGGUUGAGGAUGUUUUCAAGUCAAAGCAGGUUGAGGAAGAUGAAGGUUUCACGGACAUUCUGCAAAACAGUGGCAAUGAACAUUCUACUGAAUGUAAAGUUGAAAACAUGCAAGCUGAGCCUGAUGUGAUGAUUGAUGUUUCUCAACCGCCUGAUACUGAGGAGCAUGUUUAUCAGUGGUUGGAGUAUGCUCAGGGGAAACCUUUCAAAAGUGCUUUAUUGACAGAAGAACCCUAUGUUACAAUGGACGUGUGGGACUUUGCAGGGCAGCACUUGUACUAUGCUAGCCAUCCUAUCUUCUUAUCACAGCGAGCUCUCUACAUAUUGGUGCACAAUCUCAGCAAGCCUUUGGAUGAUCCAGCUGAACCCUGUGUGAGACAAGGAAGUAAUGAUGUGAAAUUGGAAAACCCUAACAAUGAAACAAACAUGGAGAAUUUGCUCUCAUGGUUGGCUACAGUACAUAGUGUUGCCCUGGCAACCGAUGACACAGAUGAUGAUGCACAACACAAGCUGCCCUACCUCCGCCCCCCAGUGUUCAUUGUUGGCACACAUGCUGACAAACCAGUCAAAGACAUAGCAGCAAUAAAGAAACAAAUUAAGGAGAGAAUUUCUGGUAUGGAAUAUGAGAGACAUGUGGUCAGACCUCUAUUCUGUAUUGACAACACAAGAUCACAGCAACUAAACUUUAUUAAGAAAUUUAUCCAGAAGAUUCGAAAGCAGAGAAAAAAGCAUAAAAAAUGUAAGAUGUUUGCCUUUAUGUUGUAUCCUUUGUUAUAUGUUUCUUAAGUAAUUGAUGACUGUAUAUAUGCAUUAUUG